Molecule: messenger RNA, 3748 nt
Organism: Aphidius gifuensis
Lineage: Eukaryota; Metazoa; Arthropoda; Insecta; Hymenoptera; Braconidae
Product: acyl-CoA:lysophosphatidylglycerol acyltransferase 1-like
Exons: 7
Coding region: 879-2075 (398 amino acids)
Cellular component (GO): endomembrane system
Molecular function (GO): acyltransferase activity
Source: RefSeq, a predicted model, not a curated record
GAUGUUGUAUUUAUUGUUUAUCAAUAUUUUUUCAAUCAUCUAUUAUUAUUCAAACUAAAUACAAAUAAAUUCAUUCAUUUGAAUUUUAAUUUACAAGGUUAAGGGUUAUAUUUGAAGAUGUUUUGUGUGUGUGUUUUGUAUUUUUAUGAAUGUAUAUGUUUGCACUCGUUUUAAGUGAGAAUGUAUGUGGGUAAUUUCGCAGAUGUGUCCGAAUUAAAUUGAAAGGUGUGCACAAGUAAGCCAACUCUAUUUCCGGGGGAAGGGGAAUUAUAACGAAUAUACUAUUUACAUUAACAAAAAAAAAAAUUUCCUCUUUUUUUUUUUUAUAAUAUAAUAAUAUCAAAGUCUCAUGAUGACACAUUUGUAAUUAAAUAAUGAGUCAACAUCGCACGAUUCUUACCACCGGUCAACUUUGAUGAUAAAAAAAAAAAAAAAAAAAAACGUCAAAUAAACAACAAAAAAGUGAAAAUAACAUAUUAAUUAAUUAAUUAUUGUUUUGAUAAAUAUUUUCAUGUUUUUGUGUAUAUUUUUAAAGUGUAUACUUUUUUACAUAAACUAAUUUUAUUUUUUUUUAUUUUUAAUUUAUAAAUUUUGUGCGACGUUGUUUUUUUUUUUUUUUUUUAUAUAAUUUGCAAAUUAUUCAUGUGUGUAUUUAUUCUUGUUUUUUUAUAAUUUUAUUUAUUAUUAUUUUUCAGUCAAAUCAAAAUUAAAAAAAAAAUAAAUAGUGAAAAUUAAAUUUUUGUGUGUUUACAAAAUUUUUAUUUGUUUGUGUGGGUUUUAUUGUUGUCAUACAUUAUGCAAUAAUAAUAAUAAUUAAAAAAAAAGAAAAAUAAAUAAAUAAAAAGUUUAGCUUCAAGUAGGAAGCUUCAGGGAAUGAUAUGGUCGAUGAAAAUUGUCCACGUGAGGACUAUAUAAUUAUACCUGAGUGUCAAACUUUAUCAAAAAUGCCAGACUCAUCCCCUUCUCCUUCAUCAGCCUUGAUUAAUAUUUUAAGUGGUAUUGUGAUACUCAUAAAAAGCUUCCUAAGAAUUGGAUUUGUCCUUGUAAAUAAUGCUUACUGUAUUCCAACAUAUAUGGUAUGGAUGAUAUUUUUAUAUCCAAUGAAAUAUUAUCAUCCACAAUUUUAUUGGAAACUUGAAGGUUUAUUUUUUCACUGGUUAUUGGCAAUGGUUUCCAUGUGGUCUUGGUCUGCUGGUUAUGACAUCAUUGAACAAGGUGAUGAUAUUGAACAAAUUAUUAAUGAAAGAACACUCGUCGUUGCAAAUCAUCAAAGUACUGGUGAUGUACCAAUGUUGAUGAAUAUAUUUAAUUCAAAACCAAAUGUUUUACCAAAUGUCAUGUGGAUCAUGGAUAGUGUAUUUAAAUAUACAAAUUUUGGUAUUGUUUCAUUGAUUCAUCAAGAUUUUUUUAUAUGUGCAGGAAGAAAAAAUCGAGAAGGAAGUUUAAAACAAUUAGAAAAACAUAUUGAUGAAUCUUAUAUACCACGUGAAAGAAAAUGGAUGGUAUUAUUUCCAGAAGGUGGUUUUCUUUGUAAAAGAAGAGAAACAUCACAAAGAUUUGCUAAAAAAAAUAAUUUACCAAUUCUUGAGAAUGUAACAUUGCCAAGAGUUGGUGCAAUGCAAACAAUUGUUGAUCGAUUAAGUCCCUGUCAAAAUAAUAAUUUUUCUGAUCAAUUAAAUACCAUGGGUACCAGUUUAUCUAAACCUCAAAUAAAUUGGAUACUUGACAUAACGAUAGCAUAUCCACAAGGCAAACCAAUCGAUUUGCCGACAAUAAUUACAGGGUCAAGGCCACCCUGCGAAACCGUCCUUUUUUAUCGUUUAUAUCCAAGCACAGUGGUACCAAAAGAUCCAGAUGCAUUAGCUAAAUGGCUUUAUGAUAGAUGGGCAGAAAAAGAAACAUUGUUAGAUAAUUUUUAUAAAUAUGGAUCAUUUCUUGGUCCUGGACAACCAGCACCUGAAGGACAUAAAAUUCAACAGGAUUCAUUGAGAUAUCUUAUUCUUCAUUUAUUUUUUUUAACAUCAAGCUACGUACAUUAUCAUAUUAUUUCAUAUGUGUUAUCGUGUAUCUGGUGAAAAAAAUAUAAAUAAGACAAAUUUUAUAAUCAAGGCGAUAAUAAUUUAGUUCAUCUAGUGUGUCACAAUGGUUUUUUUUUUCUUUUUUUUUUUUUUGCACAAAAGAAAGUUUUUUAUAAAUUUUCAACAAAUGCUUUUUGCUUUUUUUUUUCUUUACAUCUUUUUACUAUAUAUAAUAUAUUUUGUACAUAAAAAAAAAAAACGAAAAUUUCAAGUGUUUAAAAUUAGUAUUGUUUUUUUUUGUUUUUUUGCUGUAAUUUGUCGAUUGAAAAUAUUACAAUAGUCACAAAUAAAUCGAUGUAAUUUACUUGAAAAUAAGAUAAAAAUAUAAUUCAUUUGAAAUAUACGAUGAAUAAAUAAUGAGUGUAUAAAAUUGCCUUUUAAUUGGAAUUAUUUAUCAUUAAAUUAACACAGUUUAUCAGUGGAUUAUGAAUAUUCAAAAAAUUUGGCAGAUAAAAAUAAUUAUUGUUAUAUAAAUUAUAAUGACAAUUUUGGAAUUUAAAAAAAUUCAUAUACAUUUAGUGUAGGUAUUUUUGUUUAGAAAAAUAAAUUCGUUAGUUUGUGAUAUACUUUAUAUUCUAAACGAAUAAUAGGUGAAAAAAAAAAUGAAAAAUUAGAAUUUAAAAAGGAAAUAGACUAAUGAUAACAAUGAAAAUCAAUAUUUUUAAAUGAAUGUAAUUUUUUCUAAUGAAACUUUUGCCUAUAUCAAUGUUUCCCAGCCACUUUUUAAUUGUAAAAUAUGAAUUUUUUUCUCUUCUCUUUUGUUAAUGAAUGUGUAUUGAAUGCUAAUUGAAUGAAAUAGAAAAAUAAAAUAUUACAAGGUGAUUAACAAAACAACAUUACAUGAUCAAAAUUAAUAAAUUUGUAUAAUUUUAAUUUUUUGAUUUAUAAUUUAUAUAUCGCACAACAAAAAAAAAAAAAAAUUACAAAUCUUAUUUAUAAUUUUUUAUGUUUAUUUGUGAGCACUGUUGGGUAAAAAUGUUAAGUAUGUUAAAUUAUUAAAUGACAUUCGAGGUUCCAGUUGAAUUGUACACUGAGUUUAAAGAAGAAAAAAAAAUCAAAAGAAAAAAAAAAAUAAUGAUGUAUCAAUUGAGCAUAAUCCACCUAGUCUGUUCAAUCAAUAUUAUUUAUAUUUAAAAAAUAUUAUUUAACAUGAUAAACCAUGACCAACAUAGUAAUUUUCAAAAAGGAAUUAAUUAAAAUAAUAAUUGUAUUUUGUAAAAUAAAUUAUUAAUAUUCACUAGAACAAAUUGAUUAAUAAUAUUUUAUUUUUCUUCAUUUUAUUGCAUUUAAAGAUUUAAAUAAUAAAAUUGUUAUUGUUAUUAUAAAAUUAAAUGUGUAGCCUUGAGUUUGUAACAUUGAAAUUUAUUCAAUGUCGUAUUGAUCAAAUUAAUACUUUGUACAAUAAUAUGCUAAAUUUUCUUUUACAUAUUAACCGAGUAAAAAAAUUUAUUAUUACUUUUUUCAAUGUUACAAAUACAUAAAUAUUUUCUAUUUCAAUAAUAUUCAUCAUUUUAUUUAACAACUAUUUUGUAUUAAAAAAAAUUAAAAACAAAAAAAUUAGAAAACCAUUCACCCAUUUUUCUGGUCAUGUAAAAAAUAAAUAGAAAAAAACAGAAAAAAAUUUGAGAAAACUAUGAAAUAAUAAAAUAAAAAUAAAUUAAAAAAAUUUA